Messenger RNA from Lactuca virosa, 339 nucleotides. NCBI's taxonomy places the organism in Eukaryota, Viridiplantae, Streptophyta, Magnoliopsida, Asterales, Asteraceae. The record is from the annotation of a GenBank genome assembly.
AUGAUUCACUUUUCUCUCUUCCCAAGGUCAAACUCCCAAUGUUUGAUGGCACAGAAGCUCUAUUUCACUGUUCACCAAACCACUGAACCCAACAAGCUGAAGCUCUCACAAAUGUGUGUGGAAGGUCCAGCUCUCAACUGGUUCACUACCCUGUUAUUCCAGCAUCCCCAGUCAACAUGGGAACAAUUCAAGGCUAAACUUUUUAUUCGAUUUGGGGGUUUCCAAUUCUUGAACGCUCACGAAGCAUUGAGCUCUCUAUUCCAAAAGGGAAACGUCGAAGAAUAUAUAGAGCAAUUUGAAUCAUUAUCGGCUUUGGUUCCAGAGCAAUAUGAGGAGUAA